GAUAAAGACGAAACCCAAAUCACAUCUAAACGAAAUUAUCGCUCACAAAUAAUGGCAAAACUCAAAAGCCUCAUUGGAAAACUCAAAGACAAAGCUUCAGAAGGCAAAGCCGGCAUGGUUCAUGCCCUCAGACCAAACACCAGGUCCCUUCACUUAGCCCUCCUGAAAUCAACCACUCAUAACUGUACGAAGCCACCGGCCGAUGACUGCGUUGCCGCCGUCAUCUCCUACUCCGGCAGCCGCCGGUAUGCUCCUGCAACUGUCUCCGCCGUCUUGUCGAGGCUACAAGACACCAGAGAUGCUUGCGUGGCCGCCAAAUCUCUCAUCAUCCUCCACAAGAUCAUCAAACCAGAUCAUAAUUUAAACAGAGAAUUCUACAUCAAGGAUCAUCAUUUCAUUUACUCGGAAGGACGAAACAAUCUCAAAAUUAAUAAUUUUCGAGACCAUUCCUCUCAUCUGACUCUUGAGUUGUCUCCAUGGAUUAGAUGGUACGUUCGGUAUCUGGAUUGUCUCUCGUCCGCUUAUAGAGUUUUAGGGUAUUUCCCAAACUUCACAUCUUACUCAAAAGAGAGGGCCGUGGAGAAAAACCGCGUGUCGUCUUACAAAACCGGUUAUCUAGUCCACCAAACCGGUUUUGUCGUGAGUUUCUUCGAAUGUAUAUGUCAAAGGCCGGAAAAUCCGGCGUUAUACCAAAACAAGAUCGUGGACGGGAUCAGAGAACUCGUGGCCCAAGACUAUUUCUCAGUGAUGCCAUUGGUCAUGGUACGACUUGAAGUAUUGAAUGAGAGAUUGACUAAACCGGAUCUUGGUUAUACCGGCUCGGACGAGUUGGGCCCGGUUUUGGUUAGGCUUGAACAGACCAAGGAAAAAAUGAUUGGGUUUUCUUGGAGGUGCAAAGUUUUGGUGGAAGAUUUUUGGUUUCGUGGUAAGGGAAUUGAAAGGUAAAGUCUUUGGGGAUAAUAAAAUGAUAGUGAGCUAUAGAGAUGUGGAUACGGGUAUGACUGAGCCCGUGUGGGAAACAUUUGAUGACCCGGAACCGGUCCAAUUGUCCAUCUGGGGAACAAUUGAUGAACCGGUUCAAUUUCCGGGAUGGGAAACAUUUGAUGAACCGGUCCAACUGAGCAGUUAACCGCUCCGGUUUUGAAGUUUGGAAACGUCAUCGUUGGACGUUGUAAAUGGUUUAAUCUUGGUUUGUGUUCAUAGUCAAAUGAAAAACAAUACGGGUUGUGUUUUA
Messenger RNA from Tarenaya hassleriana, 1234 nucleotides. RefSeq names its product putative clathrin assembly protein At5g10410. Gene Ontology annotation, biological process: clathrin-dependent endocytosis; vesicle budding from membrane; clathrin coat assembly. Gene Ontology annotation, molecular function: 1-phosphatidylinositol binding; clathrin heavy chain binding; phosphatidylinositol-4,5-bisphosphate binding. The record is from RefSeq and is a predicted model, not a curated record. The coding region runs from base 52 to 945 and encodes 297 amino acids. Lineage: Eukaryota; Viridiplantae; Streptophyta; Magnoliopsida; Brassicales; Cleomaceae. The transcript is spliced from 2 exons. Gene Ontology annotation, cellular component: clathrin-coated pit; clathrin-coated vesicle.